AACACAUGGUAUGUUGCAGAGCGCCUGUCUGACUCAGUUAUAAGAAUGUUUCGUGCAAGAGCUGAUGAAAGAGAUGAACAUAUGUUUCAUGAAAAGAUAAGAAGAGCAAAUAAAAGAAUCUUGCCUCCUGAGCCUGAUCUAACCCCAGAAAAACCUCCAGCUAAGAGGCAUAAAAAAGGGAAACAAGACCCAGAAGAAUUUAUCAUAGAAAGUAUCCUUGACUUUAAGUUUGAAAAUGGACUGGAAUAUUUCUUCAUUAAAUGGAAAGGAUGGCCGGACAGUGAAAAUACAUGGGAACCCAUAGAAAAUCUUGAUAAUUGCCCUGAGAUUCUGAGAAAGUUUUUGUUAGAAAAGGAGGAAAGCAAUAGUGAACGCUUUGAAAAAUUGGAAAAUGAAUUGUCAUUUGACAAUUUGCUCUCAGAGGAAAACCUUAUCACAAGAAUUGAAGAAUUUGAAUAUUUCUCCCAUUUUGAAUUAAAGGAAAAACUUAUAUUGAAAUAUCUUGUAAUGAUCUCUUUGCCCAUGUCAGAAGAAAAUCAUGUUGCAGAAUUAGUUCAGGAAACUAGAGAUAUUUUACAAUUAUACACAAUGAUUAGAAUGCGAUGUCGUCAGCUUAUGGCGCUAAAACAAUGGGAAGAAUAUCUCAACCAAGUAGACAAGUGCAAGAAACUUUGUGUAGAAAAUGAUGUUGAUUUAGCUGGUCCUCCUGAAAAUUUUACUUAUAUCAAUGAAUCAAUUCCUGGUGCUGGUGUUGUAAUACCUAAUGAUCCUCCUAUUGGCUGUGAGUGCACAGCAUGUAAUUGUCGCUCAAAUACGUGUUGUGGAAUGCAAGCUGGCUUCUUCGCAUACACACAUAACAAAAGACUCAGAGUGGCAUCUGGCACCCCAGUGUAUGAAUGCAAUAAAGCUUGUAAAUGCUCCACGGACUGCAAUAAUCGAGUUGUACAAAGGGGCAGAACUUUUAAGCUUACAAUAUUCAGAACUGCCAAUGGCUGUGGCUGGGGAGUGAGAACAGAGCAAAAAAUCAGACAAGGGCAAUUUCUUUGCCAAUAUGUUGGUGAAGUUAUAACAUUUGAAGAAGCUGAGAAAAGAGGAAGGGAAUAUGAUGCAAAUGGGUUGACAUAUCUGUUCGAUUUAGACUUUAAUUCAGUUGAAAAUCCAUAUGUUGUGGAUGCAUGCAACUUGGGUAAUGUGUCGCAUUUUAUAAAUCACUCAUGUGACCCAAAUUUAGGUGUAUGGGCUGUAUGGGCUGACUGCCUUGAUCCGAACUUACCAAUGUUAGCUCUAUUUGCGACACGUGAUAUAGAAGCCGGGGAAGAAAUUUGUUUUGAUUACUUACAGAAGUCUUCGGAGAGUGAAGAAGAAGUCAAUAAUACUCCUCAAAAACGAGAAAAUGCAAAUGUUGAAAUAGAACAAAGUGUUCCAAGUCCAUCAGAAGCUAACACAGCUGAUUCACCAGUGUCUCCUAUCAAAUCAAGGUUUGAAAUUCAGCAGCAGAAUAGAGCCAUGUUAAGAAAUUUAACUGAGUGUAAAUGUGGUGCAACAAAGUGUAGAAAAUAUUUGUUUUAGUCCAAUGAAAUAUGUUUAAAACUAAAGUAAGUGAUAAAAUGCAUGAAAUAGGAUAACGGUUUACUAUCAAUUGGGAAUGAAAUAUUAGUUUUAAAAUUCAUGAUUGCUGGUUCACAGUAUUAAUUGGAUAUGCUUAUAAGUACAUAUUUUAAGCUUAAUUUUAUCUCUCCAGAGUGACUUGAAUUGUUAAUUUCUAUGUUUUGAUUAUGAAUGCAUACAUUUUUUCCAAACUGUAAUUAAACUUUCACACACAUGUGACAAACCAUUUGUGAAGAAUUCACUUGUUACAAAAUAUAAUAUUUAAAUAAAUUGUUAAUGAAUUACCUACUUUUGUAUGAUAAUAUAAUCAAAAAUCCAGCAUCAAUAUAUUUUUAUACAUCAAUGCAAUUAUAAAGAUAAAUAAUUACAGAAUCUCAUAAAUCCUGAGUAUUAAAUAUAAUAAUACAUAUGAAACAUUUAAUGUUAAAGUUAAAUCCAAGGGUAGGAUUUAGUUUCAACAAGAAAAGUAGACAAAGGAAAUAGUGGAAAUAAAUAAAAAUGUGAAAAGUAAGAUUUUUUUAAUAUCUUACCCUUUCAGGCCGGAGGGAGGUUGCCUUAAACCCCGCCCCUACUUGGUUACGCCCAUGGCUAUAUUUGUAUCUCAAGUGGUAUUUAUAUGUUAUGGAUAUUGAACCACAAAUCUUAUAAUGUUACAAUAUGAUAUAUUUCACAUGUAUUAUAGCCCUUUAAGCUUUAUAUUUUGUAAAGUUGUUACAUUUAUCUCAAAAUGCACAGUUAUUGUUAUGAAAUUGUAUGGUUUACAAAAUUGCAAGUAUUUGUUUAGUUCUUAAUUUAAAUAAGAACAAAUCUAGAAUGUAAUAGGGAAAUGAAGAAUGUUUUUAUAUCAUAAGAGCUUGUUAAGUGCCUUUAGAACAUUAGUUAGUUUAUAAAUGUAUGUUUGGAAUGAUGACCUUUUACAUUUACAACAGUGAAGUUAUAUGUAUACAUUAAUAUUUUGGAAAUAAUCUUUACAAAUAAAUGUGCUAUUUAAAAUUAUUUUUUACUAGC
Messenger RNA from Zerene cesonia (dogface butterfly), 2616 nucleotides. RefSeq names its product histone-lysine N-methyltransferase SUV39H1-A (gene Su(var)3-9). Gene Ontology annotation, molecular function: protein binding; zinc ion binding; histone H3K9 methyltransferase activity. Bases 46 to 1569 code for a protein of 507 amino acids. The record is from RefSeq and is a predicted model, not a curated record. The transcript has a single exon. Lineage: Eukaryota; Metazoa; Arthropoda; Insecta; Lepidoptera; Pieridae. Gene Ontology annotation, cellular component: nucleus.